AUGUCGAGGAGGAAAGAAUUUCAUUGGGAUGAGGGAAGUGCUGCAAUAGUGAGGAAGGCAUGGAAUAAAAAAGCAGCUACCCGAUACAAAGACUUUCUGACAAAUGAAAAGAAGAAAAAAAAGAGGAGUGCUUAUAUAUCAAUUGGAGUUUGGGAUAAAUGGAAUUUAGAUUGGAGUACUCCAGAGUAUAUAGCGAAGUCAAUGAAGUACUCAAAGAACCGCCUAACAGAGAAGGGAGGUGAAGGAUCUGGUCCUUCUACACAUACAGGUGGGUCCAUAACACAUGAGGAGCAUGCUAGACGCAUACAAAAUGCUAACACAGACAAAGUUCCUCCAACAGCAGCUGAGUUAUUUCUCCACACCCAUACAAAGAAGAGUGAUCGCAACAAAUUUGUUGAUAAACGAGCUGAAAUUGUUUAUGAAAAUUAUUUGAAGCUAAAAGAACAACAUUCAAGCCAGAAUGUGGGAUCAGAUCCUGUGGAAGGAGAUGGAGGAACUAUUAAUGAGGAUCAAUUGUUCAUUACUGCAGCAGGAGGAUGGCAAGGAAGUCGAGUUUAUGGUUUAGGUAGUGAUGCCUCUUCUGCCUUCUCUCAAACAGGAACUGUGGGAAAAACAACAAAUGUUCCAUCAUCCCAAUCACCAGAAUGGAAGAAGGAAAUUGAAGCAAAGUUUGAAGAGAAGUAUAAUAGUUUGCAGAAACUUGUACAGCAGUCUUCCUCAUUGAUGCCAUCAACAUCUGAUAUGCCUCCAGCUCAAAGAUCCCCUGGUGAUUCACAUAUAGAUUAG
This is a messenger RNA of Manihot esculenta (cassava), 786 nucleotides long. RefSeq lists its product as uncharacterized. The record is from RefSeq and is a predicted model, not a curated record. The transcript has 4 exons. Bases 1 to 786 code for a protein of 261 amino acids. NCBI's taxonomy places the organism in Eukaryota, Viridiplantae, Streptophyta, Magnoliopsida, Malpighiales, Euphorbiaceae.